This is a messenger RNA of Carya illinoinensis, 2728 nucleotides long. RefSeq lists its product as uncharacterized. The transcript has 11 exons. Lineage: Eukaryota; Viridiplantae; Streptophyta; Magnoliopsida; Fagales; Juglandaceae. Bases 551 to 1747 code for a protein of 398 amino acids. The record is from RefSeq and is a predicted model, not a curated record.
CUAAUAUUUGUUUAGUUGGGUGUGUAACUAUGUGGUUGAGAGUCUGGAACAUGCAAUAUUCAUGCUAGAGUCUGCUUGGAGGAUAAUUACUUGUUUUUAUGCCCUGUUUUGUUCCAUGCCGACAUUCUUACCAAGUUGUUAUUCUGCUAUAGUUAUACAUUUGUAGUAUGCUCUAUGUGCAUCACUUUUCGAAUAUGUGUAGGCCUCCAUUUAUGUGUUAAACUGUAAGAUGUUAGUAUGAAUUUAAUUACCUUCUACUCAAGCUAAUAACUAAGUAAACAACUAUGGUUUUCAAUAGAAAUCCUCUGUUUAUCUCUUCCUCUGUUUAUGCUAUGUGUACCCACAAAUCAUGCUUAUUCCUAAUUUUUCAUAACACUAGUUCAUUGCUUGUGUAGUUGGGAUUAUAGUUGAAGGAGGGGGGGUUUUGAAACAGGAUUCCAUACCAAAUAGUGAGUUUGCAUUGACUUGGGAACACACCGUAUGGUUACUUUGCUUUUACAUGACGAUCAAUUUUCUGAAGGGGGACCUACUAUAAUUGGGAGGCCAUGCCAUGCAAUGUUGUGCUAAUACUACGAUGGGUGAAGGUUUUAUGGGUGACACGAUGGGAGAAAGUGCUCGAGGAAGAGGGUAUAGACGAGGUAUUCGUGCCAGACGUUUUGUACCUUACCAUAGUAGAGUGCGUGGACCACGAGGAACUCGCAUUGCUUCAUACCACAGUCACUCAGAACCAGAUCAGUCAGGCUCAGAUGACUCAACGCAGCCUCCUAGUCAACCAUGGGAGCCUCCAUGUUCCAAUCCAAUGCCCCCACCUGAGCCAAUUAGAGAACCCCCACCAGAGACGAUUAGAGAACCCUCACCCUUAAGAGAACCCCCACCUAAUGGAGACACACAAGAUUUGACUGCCCCCACGAUGCCCACAACAAACCAAGAACAGCCCAUAUGGAGAUGUGGGCCAGCUAAGUGUAUUGAGUUUGAGAAAUUGAGGAAGUAUGGCCCCGUGAUUUUGAAGAUUAAUGACGGUGAAACAGCACCGUGUUGUUCGAACGCAGCGAUGUUCACGGCACGAGUAACGCAAAUCAUAAAACAGCAUUGCAACAUGAGCUAUGCGAGAUGGACUAAUGUGCCGCAGGCACAAAAGGACGAGUUGAUCGACCGUGUGAGAGGUGACUUCGCGUUAGAUUGGGAUCGAGAGAAUCAUAGACUGACCGUUAGGAAGCAGUUGCGUAAGUGGUUCAAUGCAUUCCACCAUGAAUUACACAAAAAGUAUGAAUCGUACGGUAGUCACGAGGAAGCAUUGGCUGCUGGCAGUACCAUGGUUGACUUGCAAGUCUGGGUUAAGCUGUGUGAGAGGUGGGGAACUGAGGAAUUCAAGAGAAUUGCAAGACAAAAUCGGGAGAAUAGGAAAGCCCUAACCAUUAACCACACGGCAGGCCGCAAAUCGUUUGUUAGGCUAAUGGAGGAGAAGCGGGCUACUACUACGAAUUUGGUGGAGUUCUAUAAGGGGUCUCACUGGUCAAAGAAGAAUGGGAAAUUUGUCACAUCAGCAACUAAAAACACUUAUAAUGAGAUGGUCAGCAAGAUGGAUGGUCUAGAGCCCGAUCAACGCAACGAUGAAGCAGCAUCAAUUGUAUUUAGAGAGGUGCUUGGGCAUAGACCAGGAUACGCAAGGGGGUUAGGAGAGAUGGUCAUCCCGGAGUCAACAAGACAAUGGAACACCCAAAAAGAAAGAGUAUCUUGCUUUAAUUGAAAAACAUAAGACAGAUGCUGAGAAUUAUAAGAAAGAUGCCGACCAUUACAAGACGAAGCUUGAUCAAGUGAUGUGUGAAAUGCAAGCUCUUCGUGAGAGGCAAAAUGCUACUGAUCAGAUGUUGCAAAGCUUUUUUCAGAACUUUCAUGGCAACACCAAGUCUCUCCAGUCUCAUGGAGAGACUUAGUGAGGGCCAAGAAAUCAACUUCAAGGAUUUUUUAAGUAUUUUGGGGAUAUUUUUUGUAAUGGGAGAUGGUGGGUGGCCAAACUAUAAAUGAAAACUUUUAUAUAUAUAUAUAUAUAUAUAUAAAGAAUGUAAGGUUUUGAAAAAUGAGGCAUUUGGGCAGUGGGGGGAUUACUUGUGAUGGUUGUUUUCCAGAAAAUGUGGGCUGGAAAUGCUUUGAAGCACCAUAAACACCCAUUAAGAAUGCAGGAACAGCCAUUUUGAUGGAGCAGUUGGACAUGCAAACUGGAUGCACACAUGGAUGUUUUGUGGGUGACCAUUUUCUUUCACAUCCAAUUUUCCAGUUCUAAUGCUAAUUAAAGGUAGACUAAAGCUGGCAAUACAAGUUAUGAUAUGUGGCCAUACAUUGAUAAGAAUGGAUCAGAGAGAUUGAAAAUUUAAAAGCGCUGGAAAUGAAUCCCCCCCCAAUUGCUGCAUACGUGUUGAACCUGUUCUACCCAAUGCCAAAGUGGACAUCCAAGAACAGGUGACAUGAACUAAUUCUAACUAUAGAAGAGCAGGACAGUUGAACAAUUGUUGAUGAAUGUGGAGAUUUUCAAUUAAUGUUUAGGAGCAAGAAAUGAGAUCUAUAUACUUAGUAGUUUGUAAGUAUGGCAGGUUUUGCAAGUAGAAAUUGGUCCACUCCAAUGUAUAUAGCCCAUGACUGCACAUUAAUGUGAAUUUCCCACUAGUGUUUAUAUUCAUGAAUGUGUUUGAUUUAUUAUAUUCCUCAAGAUCAGUUUUUUUCAUAUAAUGAA